UGCCUGGGCGCCGCCAUUUUAGAUUACGGAAGAACCUCCGCCUUCCCUAGCGCGAGGUUCCCUCACUGGGCGCCGCCAUUUUGGGUUACGAACGAGACGGCGACCUGCAGAGGUCCUCACACCCCCCUCCUUCUCCCUCCCUUUAGGUGUCUUCAUAAAAUGCCCGUGGAGAAUCCCCUCUUUUUUCGGCCCGCUCCCAAGAUGGCGUCGAUGCGGGAGAGCGACACUGGCCUGUGGCUGCACAACAAGCUGGGCUCCACGGACGAGCUGUGGGCGCCGCCGAGCAUCGCCUCGCUGCUCACGGCCUCGGUCAUCGACAACAUCCGCCUCUGCUUCCACGGCCUCUCCUCGGCCGUUAAGCUCAAGCUGCUCCUGGGGAUGCUGCACCUGCCCCGCCGGGCUGUAGACGAGAUGAAAGGGGCACUGACUGAAAUUAUCCAGCUCGCUACCUUGGAUUCAGACCCCUGGGUCUUAAUGGUAGCUGAUAUUUUAAAAUCCUUUCCAGAUACUGGCUCCCUUAACCUUGAUCUUGAAGAACAGAAUCCCAAUGUUCAAGAUAUUUUAGGAGAGCUUAGAGAAAAAGUAAGUGAAUGUGAAACAUCAGCUAUGUUGCCGUUGGAAUGCCAGUACUUAAAUAAAAAUGCCUUGACAACACUAGCUGGGCCACUUACACCCCCAGUGAAACACUUCCAGCUGAAAAGGAAACCUAAAAGUGCUACUCUCCGAGCUGAGCUCUUACAAAAGUCAACAGAAACUGCCCAGCAGCUCAAGAAGACUGCAGGAGUGCCUUUUCAUGCCAAAGGGAGGGGACUGGUCAAAAAAAUAGAUACAACAACACCACUCAAAGGAAUACCAAAACAAGCUCCAUUUAGAAGUACUUCAGCACCUAGUGUAUUUAAUCCUUCUGGAAACAGAACUCCUAUUCCUCCUUCAAGAACACCCCUGCGGAAAGAAAGAGGAGUAAAGCUCCUAGAUAUCUCUGAGCUGGACAUGGUAGGUGCUGGCCGUGAAGCUAAAAGAAGAAGAAAGACAUUAGAUACAGAGGUUGUGGAAAAGCAAGCCAAAGAAGAAACAGUAGUAGAAAAUGCUACUCCAGAUUAUGCUGCUGGCCUUGUGUCUACACAGAAACUUGGCUCUUUGAACAAUGAACCUGCACUGCCUUCUACAAGUUAUUUACCUGCUACCCCCAGUGUGGUGCCAUCUUCCUCAUAUAUUCCAAGCUCUGAAACACAGCCAGCAGGCUCUGCACGAGAGGCCUUGCAAACUAACAGACAGACUGAAGAGCCUGCAGCUCCAAACGCUACCACGACUCUCCCUGCACAGUUCAAGCAAAGAACGCCCAUGUACAACAGUAACUCUAACCCUCCUGCAGCUACACCUACCUCACCCCUAACACCUACCACCCCUCCUGCCAUUUCCCCUGCAGCACAAGCACCGCAAGUGGCUCCCCAAACUCAGCAACAGCCACCCCCCAAAAAAAGCCUUUCUCUCACGAGGGAGCAAAUGUAUGCUGCACAGGAAAUGUUCAAGACUGCAAACAAAGUUACAAGGCCAGAAAAGGCUCUUAUACUUGGAUUCAUGGCAGGAUCCAGAGAGAAUCCUUGCCAAGAGCAAGGUGACAUCAUCCAGAUUAAACUUAGCGAGCAUACAGAAGACUUACCAAAGGCAGAUGGCACUGGCAGCACCACUAUGUUGGUUGAUACAGUCUUUGAAAUGAACUAUGCUACCGGUGAAUGGACCAGAUUCAAGAAGUACAAACCUAUAACUAAUGUUUCGUAAGACAGGCAGCAACAGUAGACUGGACCAAAUCAAGCUUAGAGUCAACCAGCUCAUAGAGUAUGUCAACUGUACAAAAUGGCAUUCGUGUGUACGUUUCUUAUUACCCUCCAGAGUAGAAGUUGUGGCUCUUCAACAUAACUGGGCUCAGUGAACACAGAAGAAGUUUGAGAUGCCAGAAAUGGAGAUCACAGCUGCAAGAUUACAUAUGGGAGCAGUUUACUUCCAAGUACCUGAGGAAAAGACUGCUGCGCACUCAUUCACAGUUUACCAUUAAAUAAGGGCACAGAUCUUUAUUGUAAAAAUGUUUUCCUUGGCUACAUGGGUUCUAUUGUAAGAA
Messenger RNA from Tinamus guttatus (white-throated tinamou), 2116 nucleotides. RefSeq names its product negative elongation factor complex member A (gene NELFA). NCBI's taxonomy places the organism in Eukaryota, Metazoa, Chordata, Aves, Tinamiformes, Tinamidae. Gene Ontology annotation, cellular component: NELF complex. The record is from RefSeq and is a predicted model, not a curated record. Gene Ontology annotation, biological process: negative regulation of transcription elongation by RNA polymerase II.